This is a messenger RNA of Castor canadensis (American beaver), 1077 nucleotides long. RefSeq names its product ubiquitin recognition factor in ER associated degradation 1 (gene Ufd1). Gene Ontology annotation, molecular function: polyubiquitin modification-dependent protein binding. Gene Ontology annotation, cellular component: VCP-NPL4-UFD1 AAA ATPase complex. Gene Ontology annotation, biological process: ERAD pathway; ubiquitin-dependent protein catabolic process. NCBI's taxonomy places the organism in Eukaryota, Metazoa, Chordata, Mammalia, Rodentia, Castoridae. The record is from RefSeq and is a predicted model, not a curated record.
CGGAGGGAUUCUGGGUUUCAGUGCGGCGGCCUCCGUGAAGACAAGUAGCCGAGGGCUUCAAACGUAACGUUCUUGAGAGAAGCGGCGUCUAAAAAGCGGUGUCCAUCAUGUUCUCCUUCAACAUGUUUGACCACCCAGUCCCCCGGGUCUUCCAGAACCGGUUCUCCACGCAGUACCGCUGCUUCUCUGUGUCCAUGCUCGCAGGGCCUAAUGACAGGUCAGAUGUGGAGAAAGGAGGGAAGAUAAUUAUGCCGCCCUCAGCCCUUGAUCAACUCAGCCGACUUAACAUUACCUAUCCCAUGCUGUUCAAGCUGACCAAUAAGAAUUCGGACCGCAUGACGCACUGUGGUGUGCUGGAGUUUGUGGCUGAUGAAGGCAUCUGCUACCUCCCCCACUGGAUGAUGCAGAAUUUGCUGUUGGAAGAAGGGGGCCUGGUUCAGGUGGAGAGCGUCAACCUUCAAGUGGCUACAUAUUCCAAAUUCCAGCCUCAGAGCCCAGAUUUCCUGGAUAUCACCAACCCCAAAGCAGUACUGGAAAAUGCAUUGAGAAACUUUGCCUGUCUGACCACUGGGGAUGUGAUCGCCAUCAACUACAAUGAGAAGAUCUACGAACUUCGGGUGAUGGAGACCAAACCCGACAAGGCUGUGUCCAUCAUCGAGUGUGACAUGAAUGUGGACUUUGAUGCUCCCCUGGGCUACAAAGAACCUGAAAGACAAGUCCAGCAUGAAGAGUCAACGGAGGGCGAAGCUGACCACAGUGGCUAUGCUGGAGAGCUGGGUUUCCGCGCCUUCUCUGGCUCCGGGAAUAGACUGGAUGGAAAGAAGAAAGGGGUAGAGCCCAGUCCCUCCCCAAUCAAGCCUGGAGAUAUUAAAAGAGGAAUUCCCAAUUAUGAAUUUAAACUUGGUAAGAUCACUUUCAUCAGAAAUUCACGUCCACAGGUCAAAAAGGUUGAAGAGGAUGAAGCUGGAGGCAGAUUCGUUGCGUUCUCUGGAGAAGGACAGUCAUUACGUAAGAAGGGAAGAAAGCCAUAAGUCAGGACUGUUGACUGAUUGGAAAAUAAAAGAAUCCAUUGCAACA